This is a messenger RNA of Physcomitrium patens, 1831 nucleotides long. Its product is annotated as lysine histidine transporter-like 2. Lineage: Eukaryota; Viridiplantae; Streptophyta; Bryopsida; Funariales; Funariaceae. The record is from RefSeq and is a predicted model, not a curated record.
GUUCAUCGCCAUCGUCGCUUCCAUUCCCAGCUCUCUAUCUCUGGUUGGGUGCGGACCCGGCUCUUGUGCUCCCUCGCGUGAUCCGUCUGCGUUGCCUCUUUGGCUGCAGUUUAGCAGGUGUCGAACACGCCGAUGCGAGCCCGAGGUGCACGAGUGUUAUAACUACAGCCCUUGUCACGGUCGUGCUCUUCUUCUUCCUCCUCUACCAUGGCCAACCCAUCCACGCGAGAAGCGUUCCAGGAGCACAUGCAGGAGAAUGGACACAAGAAAGUGAAGACUGUCGACGAGUGGCUGCCUGUGACCGGCGAUCGCAAAGCCAAAUGGUGGUACUCCGCCUUCCACAAUGUUACCGCAAUGGUGGGCGCCGGAGUGCUGGGAUUGCCCAACGCCAUGGUCUACUUAACAUGGGGACCGGGAGUGGUGGUGCUGGUGGUGUCGUGGAUGAUCACGCUGUACACGCUCUGGCAGAUGGUGGAAAUGCACGAGAUGGUCGAGGGGAAGCGUUUCGAUCGGUACCAUGAGCUCGGACAGGAGGCAUUCGGACACGAUCUGGGCUUGUGGAUCGUAGUUCCCCAGCAAUUAAUCGUCGAGGUCGGUGUCGAUAUCGUGUACAUGGUUACAGGCGGAACGUCACUGCAGAAUUUCUACAAGCUUGUGUGCUCAGGCAACUGCCCGAUGGCACACCACACAAGUGCCUGGAUCGCAAUCUUCUCGUCAGUGCAUUUCGUUCUGGCGCAGUUGCCGAACUUCAACUCCAUUGCCGGGGUCUCCUUGGCUGCCGCUAUCAUGUCCUUGAGUUACUCGACGAUCGCGUGGGCCAUUCCAGCUUCCUACGGCCAUAGCACACCCCUCGUCGGCCCCGUAAACUACAAGCUCCCGGUUCAGUCUGUGUCAGCGCAUGUAUUCAAUGCCUUCAACGCCCUUGGGACCGUCGCAUUCGCUUACGCAGGCCACAAUGUCGUCCUGGAGAUUCAAGCCACGAUCCCCUCCACGAAGGAGCGGCCCUCCAAGAUCCCCAUGUGGAGAGGCGUGGUGCUGGCCUACAUCAUCGUUGCCAUCUGUUACUUCCCCGUCGCGCUCAUUGGCUACUGGGCUUACGGCAAUCAAGUCACAGACAACAUCCUCGGUUAUGUCGGUAGGCCGAGGGGGGUCGUGGCCAUGGCGAACCUCAUGGUUGUCGUUCACGUUAUUGGAAGCUACCAGAUCUACGCCAUGCCUGUUUUUGAUAUGUUAGAGUCUGUUCUUGUGAAACGCUUCCGGCUUGCUCCCUCCAGGAAGCUACGGCUCGUCACUCGCUCGCUCUACGUCGCUUUUACUGCGUUUGUCGGUAUGACGUUCCCCUUCUUUGGAGCUCUUCUUGGUUUCUUCGGAGGAUUCGCCUUCGCUCCUACAACAUACUUUCUGCCGUGUAUCAUGUGGCUGUGCAUCGUCAAGCCCAAGGCAUUCAGUUUCUCGUGGAUUUUGAACUGGGUCAUCAUAUUCCUGGGAGUGCUGCUCAUGCUGGUUUCGUCCAUCGGAGGUUUGAGGGCGAUAAUUGUGUCCGCAUCAACCUACAAAUUCUACGAAUGAGCGAUCAUCUGGAUGGUGGAUAGGCUCUAUCAAUCAAGAUGGGGAUUACACCCACAUAAAACGAAAGUCGUGAUCUUAGAUAGAAUGCUGGACAGGUUCAUCGCAGCGUGUACAUUACUUGUGAAUCAUGGUUUCGUUGCUUCCAAAGGAUUGCUUUUACACUUCUGUAAAAGCAUAAUGCAGCUCGACCCUUUGUAAAAUGAAAAGCAAACGUUUGGCCUUGCUGCCCUGCGAACCUUGUGAACGAACUUAUUUGUCUCCA